UAGCACUUUUCAUUGAAAAAUAAAAUGGAGGCGAAACAGAAAAGACCGUGGUGAGGCCCCUCGCUCUCUCUCGGAAGAAGCCGAGUAACGUUCCCUGUGGCAAAGUAAUUUUCUGCGUCUCUCUGCCUCGGGUUGUUAUUGGCGCAAUCUCCAAUCAGGUAACAGAUGAGUAAAAUAAAGAGCUGAUCAACUCACUGCUUGGUUCUUAGGAGCUUCAAAAACAAGUCAUUAAUGCCUGGGAUCCAGUCAAUUUCUCCAUUAGCUGUGCCUUGCUUAUUCACAUCCUCAAGACGAAUUGUUAGGGUGGCUGCAACUGCCAGAAAUCCUAGACUGUCUUUUGAAUCCAUGGCUUUAAAGCCUCCUUUGCACCCUACCUAUGAUUUGAAGGAAAUCAUCAAGUUAGCCCUUGCUGAAGAUGCCGGGGGUCAAGGGGAUGUGACAAGUAUGGCCACCAUUCCAGUUGACAUGGAAGUGGAAGCUAAUUUCUUGGCAAAGGAAGAUGGUAUUAUUGCUGGCAUUGCACUUGCAGAUCUGGUAUUUCAUGAGGUUGAUCCUUCUCUGAAGGUAGAGUGGUCCCAGAAAGAUGGAGAUUACAUUCAUAAAGGACUUCAGUUUGGAAAAGUUUUUGGACGGGCACACAACAUCGUUGUAGCUGAAAGGGUAGCACUAAACUUUAUGCAGAGGAUGAGUGGAAUAGCAACCUUAACAAAGAAAAUGGCAGAUGCUGCAUACCCUGCAUGUAUAUUAGAGACAAGGAAAACUGCUCCAGGUUUACGUUUGGUGGAUAAGUGGGCGGUACUUAUUGGAGGAGGGCGGAACCAUAGAAUGGGUUUAUUCGAUAUGGUCUUGAUAAAAGAUAAUCAUAUAUCAAUAGCUGGAGGCAUCAAGAAUGCCAUUAAAUCUGUUGACUUGUAUUUAGAACAAAAGAACCUUCAAAUGGAGGUUGAGGUUGAAACCAGGACACUUGAGGAAGUACACGAAGUAUUAAAUUAUGCAUCUCAAACAAAUACUUCCUUGACUCGGAUAAUGCUGGAUAACAUGGUAGUACCACUUCCAAAUGGAGAUGUAGACACAUCUAUGCUCAAAGAAGCUGUGGAUUUGAUUAAUGGGAGAUUUGAGACUGAGGCAUCCGGCAAUGUUACUCUUGAAACGAUUCACAAAAUUGGACAAACUGGAGUGACCUAUAUUUCUAGUGGUGCACUGACACAUUCUGUGAAAGCACUCGACAUCUCCCUCAAAAUUGAUACUGAGUUGGCCCUUCUAGUUGGAAGGCGUACAAAACGAGCAUGAGUGUCCCCCUUUUCUUGUCAAUGCGACGAUCAAAUUCAACUGCUGCCUGCUGGUAACCUCUGUCAUUGUUGUUUAAGAGAGAGGCAAGGGAAGAGGUACUGAUAAUACAAAGAUAUGGACAGCAUGCAGAGUUAACAUGAGAUGAAUUCUUGGGUUUCACUCAUUUGUCAAAAAGUUUCUUGAAUUUUCAAUUUUUUCUUUGGAUUUCAUGAAUUCUCAAAAAUUUGCAAUUAUGGCAUUCCAUCAAGUAUCCCUUA
Messenger RNA from Carya illinoinensis, 1547 nucleotides. RefSeq names its product nicotinate-nucleotide pyrophosphorylase [carboxylating], chloroplastic-like. The record is from RefSeq and is a predicted model, not a curated record. The coding region runs from base 232 to 1290 and encodes 352 amino acids. Gene Ontology annotation, biological process: quinolinate catabolic process; NAD+ biosynthetic process. The transcript has 11 exons. NCBI's taxonomy places the organism in Eukaryota, Viridiplantae, Streptophyta, Magnoliopsida, Fagales, Juglandaceae. Gene Ontology annotation, molecular function: nicotinate-nucleotide diphosphorylase (carboxylating) activity. Gene Ontology annotation, cellular component: cytoplasm.